Sesamum indicum (sesame) is the source of this 1631-nucleotide messenger RNA. Its product is annotated as F-box protein At5g07610-like. Lineage: Eukaryota; Viridiplantae; Streptophyta; Magnoliopsida; Lamiales; Pedaliaceae. The record is from RefSeq and is a predicted model, not a curated record. Gene Ontology annotation, molecular function: protein binding.
UAUUCUCUAUAGCAUUCAUUAAAAAUAAAAAGUCAAAAUCUAUAGCUUCCAAAGCAAUCUACCUUAAAGAAGAAUUUACACCUUAACACACAACAAAACAUAUAAAACAGCUUAUAGCUUCCAAAGCAAUCUAGCAUGCAAAUAUAGCUUUGCUUAAAUACCCCCACAAAGGCAAUUUUAAAACAAAAACAUCUCAAGUACCAACAUGAAAAUCAAAAUCAAAGUUCCUAAGAGAGCCCGAUCAUCAGCUCAAAUUGUUGCUUCCAUUGAUGAUCUCUUAACAGAGAUUCUACUUCGCCUGCCCAUACGAUCGCUCAUUCGCUUCAAACUAGUCUGCAAGCACUGGCAUUCUCUCAUCACCACCCCUCGCUUCUCUCUCCUGCGCAAUCCCUAUCCCAAUCCCGCCGUUGGCCUGUUCUUGCCUUGUUCUGACGGUGGGCAGAAUCGAUUCGGCCAGACUGAAUGUCUUGUGCUAGAGCUGAAUUCCCGGUUUGAAUAUGUUCCCUUCUCUCUCGGUGUUCCACCGACUGCACCCUUCAGACAGCUUAAUAUCACGGAAGAGUGUUCAGGCUUCAGAAUCUUGCAGUCUUGCAACGGGCUGUUGCUCUGUUGUAGUAGUUCCUGGGGCCGGUAUUAUAGCAAAAGGUACUAUGUUUACAACCCCACCACCAAGAGGUUUUCCGCACUCCCAAAACUAGAUGGAGCAAGUUGGGGUUCAACGGGCGUACGCGGGAUGAGCUUGGCUUUUGAUCCUGCCAAGUCUCCUCAUUACAAGGUUGUUUGCGUCCGGGGAUUCGACGUGGAUUCUGAAGAGUACCAUUAUCAGUUUGAGGUUUACUCGUCGGAGAAAGGUCCUUGGAGAAAAUGUGGGGAGCCCUUCACAGCCGAUGUCGAUUUUGAAAACGGGGUCUAUUGGAAUGGCGCAGUCCAUUGGAUCAGCAACGGGGCUGGAGAUUCUUUCUAUUUCAAUACUGACAGCGAGGUGCUCGAGAAAAUGCCUAUGCCUCCAAUCCCGGAUGGUUGGGACUGGAGAAGCAAUUAUUACUUUGGGGAGUCUUGUGACCACUUGCAUUAUAUUGAGAUCUACGCGCCGCAGAUUCAGUUCAAUGUGUACGAGAUGAAAAGGGAUUAUUCUGCGUGGUUUGUGAAGUACCAGGUUGAUCUCUCACCUGUUGUCGCUGCAAAUCCAGGGAUGAUCAGAGAUAACUUUGAGCCGACAGACUGGCACUACUAUGCUUUCUCAGUGUUUGUUCUGGUUCGGGGUGAGCAAGAAGAGGAUUCAUUCUUGGUUUUGCAGAUUCCAGGAAAAGCAAUAAGGUACAAUAUUGUCUGUAAGACUUUUGAAAUUGUGCAUGAGUUUGAGGGAGCUGAGGAGGUUGAUGAUGACUCUUUGACAUUUCCGCGUGUUAAUGGAUUUCAGUACAUUGAGUCCCUCUGUUGUGUUUAGUUUUAGUUCUUGAUUUUUGUAAAAAUCUUCCGUUUUUUUUGUUCAAUUGUUUGAUUGUGGGUUUAAAAUUGUACAAGAAUUUGGGCUGUCGAUAUACCAAGAUUUAAGCUUGAGUGAAAAUUUUAUGUUCUAGGAAGAUUCAAUCGCGCUAGAAGGAGGGCUUGAACCUCCGACCUUGUGGUUA